Messenger RNA from Lentinula edodes (shiitake mushroom), 709 nucleotides. RefSeq lists its product as uncharacterized. The record is from RefSeq and is a predicted model, not a curated record. NCBI's taxonomy places the organism in Eukaryota, Fungi, Basidiomycota, Agaricomycetes, Agaricales, Omphalotaceae. The coding region runs from base 308 to 547 and encodes 79 amino acids. The transcript is spliced from 3 exons.
UCAUUUUUGCCGGAGCACUGAAGCACUUCCUUUACCCUUUCAUUUCCGCUUCAUCCCUUUGCAGUUUCGGCCAUCGUUUCCUCUAUAAUUCUUGUCAUUGCACAACUAAAGAAAAACGUAGGUAAACCAGUAGAGUUGUAAAAUCCUUUGUUGCGAGUGGCCCCUCAGAGCUCCACUCUCGACGCUUUAUCCCAUUCGGCAAGUGGGGUUUUCAUGUGAUCGGACCAAGGCUUCACGGCAGUGGCACGAUAAAAGCUGGGGUAUCCCGUCGCCCUCUACUCCCUUUUUAAUUCUCAAGUUUCUUCCAAUGCCAGCCCCUUCGGUUUCUCCUCAACCAGAUUGUCGAAAUAACCACGAUACCGACCCUUUUGUUCUAUACUCCCGGUCGGUGCACGAUUAUACCCUUAGACUUUGGGCGGAGUCGAGGAAGCUGGCGGAGGAAAAGGCCCGAGCGCGGUCGAAGGACGCUGCUUUAUAUGAUGCGCGAUGGAAAUUGAAACAUGAUUCCCAGAGAUUGUCGUCCUCUAGAACUCAUGCAAGCGCGUAACACUCAGUAAGGUCCACAGUACAGGUUACCGUGUGUCCUUUGUAUGUGUUUGCCCAUUUUAUUCCUUGUGUCAAUGUUCCUGUCUGCUAUGCUUGCUGUCUACCCACUUGUACCAUUGGCCCGCCAACAUCCUCCAACUUACGACCAUCAUUUUUCUCGGUG